UGGAACUAUUGAAAGGAGGCUGAAAAGUGUCAGUGGAAUGUGAGUCGUCCACAGGUGCCAAGCCCAUUUUCGAGUAAACGCAAAUUCCACCCAUACUCUGGAAUAGUUACCUGGCAAAAAUUAUGCAGAAAUUUUCUCGAUGACCCAGGAAAGUGAAUCCAUUUGCCCCCAUCGCGUCGGAAGAUACCCCAACCGAUUGUUGUUGUCCAAGGGCCCAGUUUAGCAUUAUGUCGCUGGUGGAGUGACCAACUUAUUAUUGUCGUGCAUGUUUGUGAGUCAAAUGGAUAGUGUCGAAGUUCCAUUGGACAUGUGGCUGUUAUUGUUACUCUCUCGGAUAUUUUAACAGUUCCAUUUGGGGGCCUUUUCAACGCCAGAUUUAGAUAACCGUUGGAUACGUCGCAGUAAUAGGUGAGUGGGAAGGCGAAGGAGGGCUGAGGUCUAUGGGCUCAACAUAGGCCCACCCACGGUUAUCUUGUUCCAUGGACCCGCUAACGCCCACCGCAUCCCACGAAAUAACGAUCUUCAAACAAGCACUCAUCAAAAAUCCAUUAAUUCUUGCGCUAUAGUACUCUCAGAUAGUUUUAUCGUAUCAGAUAUUGAACGUAAUUCUUUUCUAAAUGCUUCAAUAUAUUUGAAAAUUUUUUGAGCAGGAAAAAAAUCUUAGAAAAAAUCAAAAAGUCAAGAAAGUUGAGUUUGGUGUCAGAAAUUAUAAAGUAACUACCUGUGACUAAGUACAAUGAACGAACAACUUGUCCGUUUCUUUGCCUUGGGGGUGCGGCGGGCGCUAGAGGUCCCAUAGGCCUUGUCCUCACGUAUUACUACAAUACAUCCAAAGGGCAUCAAAAUCUGACGCCGUUCUCCUCCUCAUGCACGUUCUCAACCGAGAUGCUUGCAGACAAUGAUUUUCUUGUUCCCAUGCAUGGAAGGAAAUGUCAUGCACACAUUUGUACGCUUUAUAGUUUGUAGCUUUCACCAGCAGCUUCUUUGCCAGUCUCACACCACGUUUGGCAAACAAGCGUACGACAUAAAAUCAAAGCAUGAAGCGGAAAAAAGCUGCAGAUUUUGCCACACCACUGUCUGACCGCUUUGUUAAUCUUGGCGACGAUACGACUGAAGAAGGAUUGGAAUUUUUCGAGAUCAAGCUGGAAACACCCAGUAGCGACAGCGAUGAUGAUAAGCUGGUAGAACUUUCGACAACCGGUGGAGACAAGACCAUGUCGCAAGUUCCCUUCUUAAACGUUACAUCUCCUGCGGUCACGAAAAGAGGAAGAGGCAGACCAAGGAAAAAAAGACCGGCUGAGGGGUCGUCGUUGGGGAAUAGUAAAAAGAAAGUGAGAAAUCCAACCUUUAAUGUGAAGAGAGGUCGCCCAACGAAAAUAAAUGGUGACCGAAAACCAGGUUCUGUUUUAACCGGACGACUUGUUACCUCUGCUGGACCUGAACCAAAUAAUCCGGGAACAAAUGUUGGAAAGGACCAAGUUAGGAUGCGUCAUCCACCAAAAAGAUUUGAAGACAAUAAUGAAGGUCAGGGUACAAGCCGUUCGUUUAAGCAAAAUGGGAACAAACAUUUAGAAGGUCACUACGAUUCUUCUGAAUCUAGAGGUCAAGGAAUAAGACGAAAGAGAGGGCGACCGCCUAAAAUCUCGCAGAACUUUAAUGGUUCAAUGAAAAAUACCAAUUUGUCCGCCUCAUUAUCUCCAGAUCCCAUGAUUUCAAUCGGAACAUCUUUAUCUAAAAUAAAAAGCGAAAUAGGACAAACUCUGUACGAUAUUAAAAAACGAGGUCCUGGUCGGCCAAAGAAAAUAAUUGGGGACCGAAGACCAGGUUCGGUUUCAAACGGAGGACUUGUUACCUCUGCUGGAUCUGGACCUGAAUCAAACAAUCCGGAAACAAAUGUUGCAAAGGACAAAGUUAGGAUGCGUCGUCCACCAAAAAGAUUUGAAGAAAACAAUAAAGGUCAGGGUACAAGCUGUUCAUUUCAACAAAAUGGGAACCAACAUUUAGAAGGUCACCACUACGAUUCUUCUCAAUCUAGAGCUCAAGGAAUAAGACGAAAGAGAGGACGACCGCCUAAAAUCUCACAGCAUUUUAAUGGCAACAUAGGGCAAACUCUGCACGCUGUUAAAAAACGAGGUCGUGGUCGUCCAAGGAAAUCGAUCAAUUCGACUUCAUCCAAGAAAUCUAUAGUUGCUUAUUCAGUCGACUCGGACUCGGACUGGACGAGUAGUUCAAAACCUGCCAAAAAACCCAAGAAGUUGAAAUCAUCGCGAGAAUCAAAGGUCAAAAUUUUAGAUGUAUCUAGAGGACUGAUUUUAAACAUUAGUCGAUGCGACACACAAGGAGCUACGUUGGUCCCUGAAAAACAACGACGUCGAAAGCGGCGAUUCUCAGCCUCUGAAUCAUUACCUGUUGCUGCUCCUGCCAAUAUGAAAUCUGAAUAUUGUUCAGACCUUCCACCGAAGAAAAGGCGAGGCAGGCCACCCAAAAAUACCAAAAUAACACCAACCACAUCGAAAGGUUUACCACCUUCAAAGAAAAAAAUCAAUUGUUCCAUUUCCGACAAUACCCCUCUGUUAGAAGUGUGUGUUGAUACCAUCCAGUCCACUAUUAAUGCUGUGAAUGGAGGUGCAAAGAGGAUCGAGCUUUGUUCAGCGCUAUCAGAGGGAGGACUUACACCGACCGUAGGUUUACUGGAAUUAUGCAAACAAAUUACAGACGUUAAAAUCUUUGCAAUGAUUCGACCCCGUUGCGGCGACUUUUUGUACUCGGAUAACGAAAUACAGAUAAUGGAGAGGGAUAUCAUAUCACUCAAGAAUGCAGGAGCGGAUGGUUUCGUAUUUGGAAUGUUGGAUGAACUCGGAAAUGUUGAUGACGAGAAAUGUGCCCGACUUUUGGCAGCAGCAAACCCUCUGCCUUGCACAUUCCACAGGGCGUUUGACCUCACUUGCAAUCCAAUGAGCUGUUUAGAAACAAUUGUGAAUCUGGGAUUCGAUAGGAUACUCACGAGUGGCCUUCGACCUUCUGCAGCGGAGGGAAUUCCCCUAUUGAAACAGUUGGUAGACGCUGCCAAUGAUCGAAUAGUAAUAAUGGCUGGAGCUGGAGUGAACCCAGGCAAUGUAUUCGAAAUAGUUACCAACACUGGAGUGAAAGAAGUGCACGGAUCGGGUAGGGUGAAAGUUUUCUCAAAAAUGAGAAGCACUUCUUCAGAGCCACAAGUCGGCAUGGGAGCACCUGGCGAGGACGAUUCUUCCCAUUUCCAGACAAGCGUAGCUCUUGUUCAAGGAAUUGUAGACCAAUUAACGUUUGCGUUUAAAGAAAUUGAAAGACUUCAUUCGAAUCGACAGAAUCCAGAAGUUUUAGAAAGCUCCACCACCCAAAACAAUGGAGAAUACAAGUUUUAUGAUGAUGGUUCAAAGGCUGGGGAUGUUGGUUCAACAGAACCACCAAUUAUGUUAACACAACUACCAGAGGAAAAUAAUUUGGAAAAUAAGGAAGAGGCUGUUACAGAAACGGCAACGAUGAUCCCUGCCUCUUCACAUGAGCCAGUUGAGGUCGGUGACGAUUCUGUGGAAGAUGAGGAUGUUAUUGCAGAACAAAGAAUGCUAGCACAAGAACAAACGGUCGUUAAUUGUGAAAAUAAUAAUAAGAUUACACCAGAACCUGAUCUGUCAUCACCCCCUCAAAUGAUUGAGAUUCGUGAUCCAGAGUCAGAUGAGGAAGACCUUAUUAUUUCAGAUCCAGAUCAAGUGACUUCUGCACACCCGGAUGUGCCGGGGGCGUCUUUGUCAAAUUUAGAUGAAUCAGCGUCAGGUGGAAAUUAUUUACAAGUGCUCAACUCUUCAGGAAAUUUUAACCCAGAAUCAACAGGUCGACAAGUACUCAACGAUGAUGACCAUGAUGCUACUGUUGGCUCACCUAUAGCUGAAAUUCCUACAGCGAAUAAGAAUGAUACCAAUAAUUUACAAGAAGUAGAAGAAAUUGGUGGUGGGGUUUAGUACUCUUAACUUGUAUUAUUAGAGUCAACCCUUUUUAAUAAAAAAGGAGUGAAACUGUCUACAGCUUUCACAACGUUAACAUUAUUAUAUAUAAUUUAUGUUUAUGAAAUGAAAACUGAUAUCCUAGAUGGAUUUUAAUUUGUUAAUUUGAUGAUGAUACAAGUGUAGUAUCGAAAGCUAGGAGAAAAUAUAUCUGCCUAAUUAAAACAACCAUGUCGUCAAAUUACUCUAAUACUAGUUUUUAAUUUGUUACUCCAUAUACAUACCUGCGACUAAUUUAUAUGUAUGCAAAGUUUAUUUAAAUCCGUGAUUGCUCUGUAAUAAAGGGUAUUUAAGAUUUAAAACUUAAAAUUAAUUAAUAAAAUUUUAUAAGAUUGAUCAAUCAAAGCAAAAAUUCGCCGAACACUGAAUCAUUACGUACUUGCACAAUAAAUUUUAAAUAACCAUA
Messenger RNA from Folsomia candida, 4443 nucleotides. RefSeq lists its product as uncharacterized. The coding region runs from base 1038 to 3995 and encodes 985 amino acids. Lineage: Eukaryota; Metazoa; Arthropoda; Collembola; Entomobryomorpha; Isotomidae. The record is from RefSeq and is a predicted model, not a curated record. The transcript has 10 exons. Gene Ontology annotation, molecular function: DNA binding; copper ion binding.